Messenger RNA from Mauremys reevesii (Reeves's turtle), 706 nucleotides. It is a transcript of the gene SERF2, whose product is annotated as small EDRK-rich factor 2. The transcript is spliced from 4 exons. NCBI's taxonomy places the organism in Eukaryota, Metazoa, Chordata, Testudines, Geoemydidae. Bases 261 to 398 code for a protein of 45 amino acids. The record is from RefSeq and is a predicted model, not a curated record.
GGGGCGGGUCUAUGUGGCGGUUGGGCAGCUUGAGGCCUCGGUGACGCAAUCCGCGGGCCAAUGGGGAGCGGCGCUGGGUGGAGCCCGGGACGUGGCCGCCGAGCGGACGCAGCCGAGCGGAGCCAUGACCCGUGGUCAAGUGACCAUUCUCUGAACUGACAGCUGUGCCAGUAACCCAGCCUGAGCGCUGGCACCGGGGGAGCUCCCAGUAACGUCUCAUCUCAGGCGGUAACCAGCGUGAACUGGCCCGUCAGAAGAACAUGAAGAAGCAGACUGACACGGGCAAGGGGAAGCGGCGCGAUGACGGCCUGUCGGCUGCUGCCCGGAAGCAGAGAGACUCUGAGAUAAUGCAGCAGAAGCAGAAAAAGGCCAGUGAGAAGAAGGAACAACCAAAAUAACGUGUGGGGAACUUGGUCUGGCCCAGGAGAAGUGAGGCAGCAUCCCUGCCCUUCACCUUUGUGCUUGCCCUGCCCUCCUCUCCAGCCCACCACAGCCUUCUGGCCCUCUUGCUGGUAGAAUGCAAAGCGUGUAGCCCGCCAGGAUUGUCCGCGCCUGAUGUACGUUCUCCCCACUCUACAAUGUGCAGCCAGUGUUGGCCCAGAGGGGUGGCCUGGCGCCGUGUAGCCAAGCAGCUGCAGAAGCCCCUCCCCCUUCUUAUUCACAUCGGACCCACUUCCAUGUAUUAAAGUAGCUUUUGGAUUCCUCA